GAGAGAGAGAGAGAGAGAGAGAGAGAGAGAGAGAGAGAGAGAGAGAGAGAGAGAAGAGAGAGAGAGAGUUUUAAAUAAUCGUCUGUCCAUUGGUCGACUUAGGAAGAGGAAGAGACUGACGUUCCGGAUCGUUCGACCGUGCAUUUUGUGCUACGCGGAUUAAGCCGGGCCGGAAAAACGAUGGAGAAGGAACAGCCGGAUUCCCUUGCGACGGUCGCUGUCGUGUCGGAAAAGAUACCGCAGACCCAUAGCCAUUAUGCACCCAGCGAGGUCUACUCUUCCACCGAGCCACCACCGGCGUACAUGAGACCGCCGAUGAAGAGUACGGCGGUGCAGAUCGCCAGGAUCGCCGCUAUCACUCUGAUCACGAUGUCCGUGGUGCUCGGCAGCUUUAUCCUGGCGGCAUCCUGGGUCCAGGCUAGGGCUUCCUGCACGCCGGAAUCGAUCGCGGCGAUGCAGGCCGAGCUGAAGCUCCAACAGCAGCAGGCUUACGGAUCGUAUCAGCCGCAAGGUGAAUUUCUGAAGCAUUUGCAGCCAGAGGCUCUGGUGCAGGAAUCCGUUGAAUCGAAGAAUUCUCUGCAAAGUCUCUCUGCACCAGUGAAGAAAGAAGUUGAACCAGAUACUAAAGAUAUGAAAACUCAAGGAGAAGGAGAGAACAACGCGAAAACUGAUAACGAGAGUAGCGAUCACGAUGACGAUGAUGACGAUUACGAUGACGAUGAAUUCCCUCCCGUGCAUAUCAAACUUCCUCUUCAGUUGGAUCUCGACGACAUUGCAGGCACAUUGAUCCAACAAGCUCGUAGCAGAGUUUCCUGCGUGGUUGAACGACGACGAGCUGACGAGGUGAUGGACGGAACCGGUGACAACGGUUUAGAUAACAGUACCGAUCCGCAGCGUUUCCAAAGACUAAGCGGCGAACGAGUUGCUAUUCUUUGUGAAUCAGGCAGUCCAAAUCAGGAGCAGCAGGAUCAAGAGAUGCUCACCCCGAUCAUCGUGCCCCUAGGUACUGUGCAAAUUCCUCUCCAGUCUCAGGAACCUAACCCGGGUUAUCAUCAAUAUCAAAUACACACCCAGUAUCAAGUUCCCGACAUGCAACAAUUACCACUCAGCGACCCACGAGGAUUGAAUCACAUCCCGCCGGGUGUACUUCCUCCUGAGCUUCGUAACCUUCCUCAGUUGACUAUGGAAAUGAGACCGCCUCGAAUGGGACCCCAGACGCCCAUGAUGGGACCUCAGAACAACCCGAUGGGACCACAAGUCGAGAUGCGUCAGAUCCCUAUCGAAUUGCGUCAUUUCCCAAUGGACCCGAUGAGAGGAAUGCGACCGAUGGCACAGGAGCCUCGCCAAGAACCGCAACAAGUUUCGAUGGUAUAUCAGCAACAGGCCGAGCAAGUUCCUAAUAAUUAUAACCAGGAGCAGCAGGGUCCGGCUAUGAUGCCACCACCCCCUCCGCAAGCUGAAGCACACCAAGAUCCGAGAAUACAACAGAUAUCACCCAUGAUGAUUCCGCAAACCGAACAAAGGCCACCAGCUCCACCUCAAGUUACACCUGAAAAACCGCGCUCUCCCUUCCAGGGCAUUCCCAUCGAAAUCAAGAGAAUAAUUCAACAAGUACCGCUGGAAAUUAAGAAUAUUAUUCAGCACAUUACUGGUGAAGCUAGAGCAAUCCCGGUCCAGGUACCAGAGGGAGCACGUCGUGAAGAACUCAAACCAUUCCCGGAAGGCGCGAGGCCAAUACCAUUAGGACCAUUCCCACUUCCGGUGGAAGUAAGAAAUUUGAUUGAGCAUGGAAACAUCGAAGGACGUCAACAUCAAGAUGGCGGCGAAGAACAACAGGAAGCGAAAGCUUUCUCUAAUUCAGAGGACGAGAGCGAUGAAGUAGAAAGAAACUUCCCUAUUCCUAUGGAAAUUCGCAAUAUAAUUCAUCAGGUUGUAGAGGGUCGUGCUUUCCCGAUUCCAAGAUUUGCAUUUAGGCCAGUCAAAUCCAUGGAAAUACCAGUCGAAGCACAUGCUGAAGUGACCGAUGGUCAAUCUACGGAUCAGCAACAACCGGAAAAUCGACAACAGGAGCAACACGAAGCGACACAUAUGAUGAUGCAGCAACAGCAACAGCAACAGCAACAGCAAUCCAUACAAGAAGAGGAAUCUCGCCCGCAUUAUGUGCAACCACGCUCCGUGCGCUCCGUACCAGAUGAUGUUUUCCUACAUCGUCGUGAGAAGCGUGUGCGUCGUUGCGCCUGUGAUUGCGCGUGCUAAAGGAUGCAGCUGGGUGUGUCCAUCGGGCGGAAAGAAUUUUUAAAGCAGUCGGUCCGAAAAAAAAAUUUAAGAAUAAAGAAUUUUAAAAGAGCGCGCCAUCCACGUACACUUUGUCCAAACGUUCGCAACCUUCAGCGCCUUCAGCGAAUAAAGUGAAACGCGAGGAAAAAGCUGAAGCUGCUAUAUUUUCAUAUCAAAGUUGCAACCCCUCACAAGUACAUCGAAUUAUACUGAUUGUAUUAAAUUGUCCUAAUCCAAAGUAUUUUUACUAUUACAAUUAUAACAGGUCACAAUAUCCCUGAAUAAUUUCCCUGCAGGUUUCCGAAGCGCUUAAUAAAAAAGAAUUUUGAAAUUAUAUUAACAAACCGCAUUUAUGGUAAAGUAUUAAGUACGAAGCCGAUAAUAUUUUUAUUUCGCGCAAAGGAUAGAUAAGUAUUAAUCGAAGUAUACAGUUGAUGAUUUGAAAUAAGUGUGUUUAUCAAGAAAAGAAAUCUUGAUUUAAAAACAACAAUUAAUUUCAGAAUAGGUUUUUAUUGGCCAACAGUACGAGAUUAAACAUUUAUAAGUCUAACAGUAAUAUAUGUCGAGAUCCAUUUAAACAACAAUCUGCGAAUUGUUGAUUGAAAUUAAGCAUGAGUGAUACUUUUCAAAUCAAUUAAAUUGAUUAUAUUGUUAUACUCUUUCGUAGAAAGAAAGAAUGCGAAGAUAGUUUAGAAAUCUGUGAUUUUCUUAUAUAAAUCCCUGUGAAAACGUACUUGACACGUAACGCUGCACUCACAUGGUUAAAGAUAAUUAAUAAUUAAAAUUUCUGUAUAACAAUUAUCUUUUAUGUUCCGUUAUUAACUUUGUACUUUUGUUUAUUUUCCUAUUACCCCACCACACUCUUAAAAAGAAAAUAAUAAAGAUAGAUUCUUUUACGUAGAAAACAAUUCAAAUUCUUUUUAAGAAUAUUUUCUAAAUCAACGUUUUUAGUUUAAUUGAUUAGUUACAUUUCUGUAUAUUGUUUGCUCCUAUCGAAAA
Messenger RNA from Pogonomyrmex barbatus (red harvester ant), 3276 nucleotides. RefSeq lists its product as uncharacterized. Lineage: Eukaryota; Metazoa; Arthropoda; Insecta; Hymenoptera; Formicidae. The record is from RefSeq and is a predicted model, not a curated record.